Messenger RNA from Fusarium coffeatum, 1650 nucleotides. RefSeq lists its product as uncharacterized. The transcript is spliced from 2 exons. The coding region runs from base 1 to 1650 and encodes 549 amino acids. The record is from RefSeq and is a predicted model, not a curated record. NCBI's taxonomy places the organism in Eukaryota, Fungi, Ascomycota, Sordariomycetes, Hypocreales, Nectriaceae.
AUGAGCAGAGUAGUGGGAUUGAGUAAGAACCAAAGACCAAAAACACUCCUCAGCACUUUCAGUAGCAACAAGCGAAAGCUUGAGAAAGAAGUUGAAGAUGACGCUCCUCCAAUGUCUACCGACGAUGAGGAGGAUGAGGAACCGCCAUCAGUUGCGGACUUAAUGUUGUUACCAAGCGGUCCCAAGAAAAAGACACUUCCUGAUUCCGAUGAUUCUGAGGCAGAAGGACCAGCUCGGGGGGACAUCAAACGCUCGAAUUUCUCUACUGCGAGUACCAGUAAGUCUCGGAAGGGUACAUCAAGCAAGAAAGGAAAGAGUGAGAGUAAGCCAGCAACGGCUAAGAACGUCGACAGAGAAUCGUCUCCAAGCAAAAAAAGGAAGACGACUUCCGAUUCAGAGAACGCCAAGCCCAAUCAAUUCGUCGAUGAGCGAGGUUUUACCAAGUCCAGAUAUGACAAGUUCGGCGGUUUCAAAUAUGGCAAAGCCGCGCAAGCUUCAAGAAGUUCUCAAGUAUCCCUUAGUUCACAGGGAUCAGAAACGAAACAAGGCAAAAGAACUAGAUCGGAUGGCAAGACGAUGAACAAGAGACACGAAGAUGACGACCUUCUCAACAGCUCUCCGUUCGAGGCUGAAACAGCCUUUAAGCCUGUCGCAAGAGAAUUGCUCAGCCCUGAAAAGUCAGGUCCUAAAAAGGGCAUGUUGCCUGUACCUGCGGAUGACUUUGGUAGUCCCAAGAAGGCAAUCAAAACAAAGAUUGUCUUACCAAAGCGUGAAGGUUCUUCUCCUGGUUCUACCAGCACUCCGCAAAAACCGAGAUCCAGCGGGCUGGGGGUCAUGCGAGCACCCAAAGAUUAUGAACAAAAGCAGAGGAAAAAGAAGGCAAGGCAGGAAGAGCGACCUCCUAUACCAGAAUACAAACCUGCCACGUUCGUCAAUCCUAUCGCUCUCGAUUCUAGUUUCGAUCUAGGAAGUGGUAACGAAAACAUUCUGUCGUCACCAAUCAUAUCAGAUCUGGACCAGCUCAGCGACACGGGAUCUGAUAACAUGCCGCCGGAAAACGAGGAAAACCCCCAGGACAAGAUGACACAGUGCCCAUGGUGCGGGGAUGCGGUUUCAGAGCAGGCCCUCAAGGACUACUCCAAAGGCAAGAGAUUGAAUGUGCAGAUGCAGACAAGGUUCUGUGCAAAGCAUAAGAAAGAAACGGCUAUGGAUACGUGGCGUGAAAGAGGCUAUCCUCACAUCGACUGGGAGCGACUCGAGGAACGGCUGAAGGACCAUCAGCAUUAUUUGUCCCAAAUCGUCGAUGGGAAAACGUCUCACUACCGGAAUAUCCUUGCUGAGAAGAUCCGGACAGGUCAAGCCAGGUCACUCAAGAAGGAGGGGGAUUUGAACCCGGGAUACUACGGCCCACGAGGUUGUAAGCUCAUGUGUGAUUACCUCGUGGAGGAGUUUGGCGAAUCGCUGAAAGAGAAAGCUACACAGGAUCGUGUCAUUGCUGGUCGUGGUUCAGCAGCUUUCAUCCAGGUUGUUUUGGUUGCGGAACUUGCUGUGCAGCUGAUAAUGGAGGAUAUGAGUGUAUCUGCUGGCGAUGCCAGGGAAAUUAUGGAAGAGAGCAAGACGCUGGGCGAGUUGCUACACGAAGAAGUAUGA